Molecule: messenger RNA, 2765 nt
Organism: Canis lupus familiaris (dog)
Lineage: Eukaryota; Metazoa; Chordata; Mammalia; Carnivora; Canidae
Gene: SLC5A5
Product: solute carrier family 5 member 5
Exons: 15
Coding region: 55-1938 (627 amino acids)
Biological process (GO): sodium ion transport; iodide transmembrane transport; thyroid hormone generation
Cellular component (GO): membrane
Molecular function (GO): sodium:iodide symporter activity
Source: RefSeq, a predicted model, not a curated record
GGCGCGGGGUGGCGGAAGGGCCGAGGGCGCGCCUGGCCCCGCACCUGCGACCUCAUGGCCGCCGUCGAGGCAGGGGCGCGGGCCACGUUCGGAGCCUGGGACUACGGGGUCUUCGCGCUCAUGCUGCUGGUGUCCACAGGCAUCGGGCUGUGGGUCGGGCUGGCGCGGGGCGGGCAGCGCAGCGCCGAGGACUUCUUCACCGGGGGCCGGCGCCUGGCGGCCCUGCCCGUCGGCCUCUCGCUGGCCGCCAGCUUCAUGUCGGCGGUACAGGUGCUGGGCGUGCCCGCCGAGGCCUACCGCUACGGCUUCAAGUUCCUGGGGAUGUGCCUGGGACAGUUGCUCAACUGCCUGCUCACGGCCGUGUUCUUCAUGCCCGUCUUCUACCGCCUGGGCCUCACCAGCACCUACCAGUACCUGGAGCUGCGCUUCAGCCGCGCUGUGCGGCUCUGCGGGACCCUGCAGUACCUGGUGGCCACAGUGCUGUAUACUGGCAUCGUGAUCUACGCCCCCGCGCUCAUCCUGAAUCAAGUGACUGGGUUGGACAUCUGGGCAUCGAUCCUGUCCACUGGAGCCAUCUGUACCUUCUACACGACGGUGGGCGGUAUGAAGGCUGUGGUCUGGACUGAUGUGUUCCAGGUCGUGGUGAUGCUAACUGGCUUUUGGGUGGUCCUGGCCCGCGGGACCAUGCUGGCGGGUGGGCCCAGGCACAUGCUUGAGAUUGCCCAGAAUCACUCCCGGAUCAACCUGAUGGACUUUGACCUGGACCCGCGGAGCCGCUACACAUUCUGGACUUUUGUGGUGGGUGGCACGUUGGUGUGGCUCUCAAUGUACGGUGUGAACCAAGCCCAGGUGCAGCGCUAUGUGGCCUGUCGCACAGAGAAGCAGGCCAAGCUCGCUGCUGGCUGUGGCAUCAUCAUGUUCGCCAUCUAUAUAGACUGUGACCCUCUCCUUGCAGGGCGUAUCUCUGCCCCGGACCAGUACAUGCCCUUGCUGGUGCUGGACAUCUUCGAGGACCUGCCUGGAGUCCCUGGGCUCUUUCUGGCCUGUGCCUACAGUGGCACCCUCAGCACCGCCUCUACCAGCAUCAACGCCAUGGCUGCAGUCACCGUGGAGGACCUCAUCAAACCUCGGCUGCCGAGCCUCGCGCCCCGGAGACUCGUACUCAUCUCCAAGGGGCUCUCACUCAUCUAUGGCUCAGCCUGCCUCACGGUGGCGGCUCUGUCCUCGCUGCUGGGGGGAGGCGUCCUCCAGGGCUCCUUCACCGUCAUGGGAGUCAUCAGCGGCCCCCUCCUUGGAGCCUUCAUCCUGGGAAUGUUUCUCCCGGCCUGCAACAUACCGGGUGUCCUCUCUGGGCUGGCCUCGGGCUUGGUGCUCUCACUGUGGGUGGCCGUGGGUGCCACGCUAUACCCGCCUAGCAACCAGUCCUUGGGAGUCCUGCCAUCAUCGUCUGCUGGCUGUGCUGUGCCCUCAGCGAACGCCUCUGACCUCAUGGGCCUGCUCCUUGCCAACAACACCUCCAGCAGGAACCCCAGCCCUGGAGUGGACCUGGGCCGACCUGCCUUGGCUGACAGCUUCUACGCCAUUUCCUAUCUUUACUAUGGCGCCCUGGGCACGAUGAGCACUGUGCUAUGUGGAGCCCUCGUCAGCUGCUUGACAGGCCCCACCAAGCGCAGUGCCUUGGGUCCUGGGCUGCUGUGGUGGGACCUUGCACGGCAGACAGCAUCGGUGGCCCCCAAGGAGGAAGUGGCUACCUUGGAUGACAGCUUGGGGAAGGGUGCUGAGGAACUGCCCCCUGGAACCAAGAGGCCCCCUGACUUCCUGCCCAAUGACGAGGACCAUCUGCUCUUCCUGGGGCAGAAGGAGGUGAAUGGAGCUGGCUCCUGGACCCCCAGAAGUGCACGUGACCAUGGUCAGGACCUUCGGGAGACAGACCUCUGAGCCAGCAGAGGGGACUGACCACCUGGGAUGGAACCUCAAGAUGGGCCCUCCCAGGCCACAGAAGAACAGCCUCGGGCUCUGACCAGCUAGACUGUGUCCUGUGCAAAUGAGUUUGGGAUUGUGUGUCCCUGCCCUAUGGAAAGAGGUGAAGCCCUGCCUUUAGGAGAUCAUUUUAUCCAGCACCCUCUAGCCAGCCCCUAGUUUUAGAUGCUGCACUCUUGCCUGCUCCCCUAAAAUGAAGCCAGAUUUCUCUCUAUGUACGAUAGAAAGAUGUUGGAGUCCCCUCUGGAACAUGUCUGAAUCAUAACAAGGAUUUGGGAGGUCCUCAGGCACAACCCUGCACCCCAUUUCACAGAUGGGGAAACUGAGGCCUAGAAAGGGUCAACAACUUGACCAAGGUCACAGAGCAUAUCAGAGAUUCAUUGAGAGUUGGACACCAGCUCUUCUACCUUUACCUCCUCCUUGUUUUCCUCCCUCUGGAGGGUCAGACAUCACAUGGCCCCUGACCCUGGGAGCAAGAGGAGAGGAUAAAGGAUAAUCACAUUUUCGAUCUUCCUCUUACACUUGGACACUAUCUCAUCCAUUAAGGAGCAUGAACCCACUUCACAGAGGAAUAAACUAAGGUUCAGUGAGGUAGCCUGAGGUCACAGCAAGUUGGAUCUGGGCAGGGACAGACCUGGGAGUCAAAUGAUGCUGAAGCUCUACUGCCAGCAUGUCACUGGUAGACAGGGUCAGAUAGGUUGGGCAAACCUAUGUCCUGGGGACACGCUUGACUUUGGAUGGAGAUUUAAUCCAUGCACAUCAAAUAAACGGACUUUGACGCUUGA